Molecule: messenger RNA, 2900 nt
Organism: Macadamia integrifolia
Lineage: Eukaryota; Viridiplantae; Streptophyta; Magnoliopsida; Proteales; Proteaceae
Product: AT-hook motif nuclear-localized protein 9-like
Exons: 5
Coding region: 1641-2696 (351 amino acids)
Molecular function (GO): minor groove of adenine-thymine-rich DNA binding
Source: RefSeq, a predicted model, not a curated record
GUAAUUACUUCUCUCUGUUUCUGAGAGCAAAACAGAGGUGUCGUCAGAGUGCUCUCUGCCGUAAGAGACUUUGCAUGGGAUGAGCCGACCGAUAAGGACUUGUAAUUCAGAUGGGGUGGGUGACCUCUUUGGUCCUCUGGUUCAUCUGUCUCCUUUCCUUUAUUGUUGUUCUGACUGUACAGUGAUGCUGUUUCUUCCUAGAUUCCUCGAACGCCAGACCCUUCUCUCCAAUGGUGUCUUUCUGUAAUUUCCUCUCCCUCUUAGAGUCAGAAAUUUACGGCCUGGAGGCCCUUGACUGAUAAAAAGUGUUGGCCCUUUAAUUCAAACUAAUAGUUUCUUAAGGGAUCCCAAGAAAGAAAGAAAAAAAAAAAAAUCUCAAAAUUCAUUUCAGUUCUGCUCUCUGUAGUUUUUAGCCUCUGUUCUUCUUUCCCACUUCCCUCUCGGCUUUGUUGCAUUUUCUCUGCAAGAGCUUCUAAAUUCGAAUCUUUAGUUGGGUUUCUGCUUUUGUUUUUUGUAGAAUUGCUUUUAUGUUAUCUGGGUCUGGUUGAAUUGCCAUCGGUGUUGCGCUGAGGUAGUGUGGCUUCUUUCUGUGGGCUUUUAACAUUUAUCAAGUCUCUUUUACUUUGUUUUAAUCGUACUUUGCUGCUUCAUGCUUAUGAAGUUAUGCAUUUCUUCAGCAAAAGCUUCGGGAUUAGGGUUCGUGAUCGGUUGGUGAGAGUGCAAAUGUUCCGUUUUUAACUUUUGCUUUUCUAUCCUUGAUUUUUUCUGUUCUCAGCUUUUGGCCUUUUACUUCCUCUCUCUCUUGCCGAUGAAGCUUUAAAAUCUAGGGCCUCAUAAGCUGUUAAGAGUUCAAAGUUGUAGCUUUAAUUUGAGCCCGUUGUCUUGAAAUUUGAAAUCCUUUUUGCUAGUUGAUUUGGUGCUAGUUUAACUCUUAAACAUCUGGGGAAACGUCUUUGUUUGAUUGGCAGAGCUUGUGCUUCUAUGUUUUUCUUUUCACUAGUUCUCUCUAGAUUCCUUCACUUCUCUGUGUUUCGCAUUUCUCUUUUGACGUUUCAGUUCAAUUUUGUCUUUCACCUUCGAUCCGAAAAAUAAAAAGUAAAAGAAGCAUUUGAUCUUUUAUUUUAUCUCCGUUACUUCCGUUGAAGUUCGAAUCUACGAUCUUCUACUAUUCAUUCCCGAAGCUGUCUUGUCUUUCUUCUGUUUGGGUUUUAGAAUCUUCAGUUGCAAAGCUUUGAAUUUCGCGGCUUCUGACUCAAACCUUCAACUGCAUUUGGUGUUUGGAUUAUAAAUCGCACUCUGAUGGAAGCAUUUUCCAUGGAAUUUUAGUAUCAUUACAUGAAAGGAUUGUGCUUUGGUUCAGAAUCAAGGCACGAUCUAGUCCUGUUUCCAAAUGCUCUUCUAGUUUCAUUUUGAUGGUUCCUUCCUGCUGAGUUACAUUGAAAUUUCACAUACCCUUUACCCAAUACAAAUAUCUCUAUCGAAAUCCCAGUUGCGGAAUUGCGUUUCGUUCAGAUCCUAGUCUGUUGAUUCCUUUUGAGUCAACUCUUGUGAAGAGACUAGUUGGAUUAUCUAAAUCUUAGUAGGUUUAGUCAUUAACAAAUUGCGCCAGUACCUGUUUAAUCAGUUCAUAAAGUAAAUGCAUGGACGGGAGAGAAGCCAUGGCGUUACCUGGGUCUGCAUCGUAUUAUAUGCAGCAGCAGCAGCAGCAGCUGAGAGGAGCAGCUGGGUCGGGGCCUGGAGCUCAGAGCGGGUUGCAUGGACCACCUGGUAUUCGUCCAUUGUCUAAUCCAACAAUGCCACUGCAAUCACAUAUUGGUAGUAGUUCCGUUGGCUCGGCCCUCCAAGUAGAGGCCUCGUCGGCCAUUUCACCUCAUAGCAGUAACGUGAGUGUUCCAGGUUCAACUGGGGCGCCGCAAGGAGAGCCUGUGCGGAGGAAAAGGGGUAGACCUCGGAAGUACGGCCCUGAUGGCACCGUGUCGCUGGCACUGUCUCCCCUGUCCUCCUCUGCUCCUCCAUCCUCCUCGAUCUCACCAACCCAGAAGCGAGGUAGAGGGCGGCCACCCGGGACUGGCAGGAAGCAACAAUUAGCUUCUCUUGGUGAAUGGCUGUCUAGUUCUGCUGGAAUGGGUUUUACCCCACAUAUCAUCACUGUUUCAGUUGGGGAGGACAUUGCUACAAAAAUAAUGUCAUUUUCACAACAAGGGCCUAGGGCUGUGUGCAUUCUUUCAGCCAAUGGUGCUGUGUCUACAGUGACACUCCGUCAGCCUGCAACUUCUGGAGGGACUGUCACAUACGAGGGUCGUUUUGAGAUAUUAUGUUUAUCAGGAUCUUAUAUGCUCACUGACAAUGGUGGCUCCCGUAGCCGAACUGGUGGUCUUAGCAUCUCCCUUUCUAGUCCUGAUGGUCGUGUCAUUGGUGGUGGAGUAGGAGGAAUGCUUGUUGCAGCAAGCCCAGUUCAGGUGAUCGUGGGUAGUUUUGUUUAUGGUGGUUCAAAGGCAAAGAACAAGACAGGGGCUGGUCCAGAAACAGGUGCAGAUUCUGAACAGCCAACGGGUGAUAAAUUGGCUGCACCAACAAAUGCCUCUCCCAUUCAAACACUGACCCCUACUUCUGCAAUGACUGGGUGGCCUGUUGUCGGGUCUCGCCCGAUGGAUAUGAGGAAUUCCCACAUUGAUAUUGACUUGACACGCGGAUGACAGUUUCAGCAAUGUAUGUGGUGCAUGUGUAUAUGUAAAGGUGGAAAUGUAAGCUAUCUUGUUUCAGACUCUUCCCAUUUGCCUAACAAAGUGUUUAUGUCCUUGUGAUUUGGUUGUCUGGCUCACUCGCUUGUAUCUGUGGGCCUAUAUGAGAACCGUCCAUGGACAUGUCCUAAUCGAAUGAAUUUACAAAUCUUAGUUUUA